GGGCCCAGCGCGACCUGGUUGAGGUUGUGAGUACCGCUGGGUGGAAGCGAUGAUCCCCCCGCAGGAGGCGUCUGCCCGGCGGCGGGAAAUCGAGGACAAACUGAAGCAGGAAGAGGAGACUCUGUCCUUCAUCCGGGACAGCCUGGAGAAGAGCGACCAGCUCACCAAGAACAUGGUGUCCAUCCUGUCGUCCUUCGAGAGCCGCCUCAUGAAGCUGGAGAAUUCCAUCAUCCCCGUGCACAAGCAGACGGAGAACCUGCAGCGGCUGCAGGAGAAUGUUGAGAAGACUCUGUCCUGCCUAGACCAUGUCAUCAGCUACUACCAUGUGGCCACUGACACUGAGAAGAUCAUCAGGGAGGGCCCCACAGGUAGGCUGGAAGAGUACCUGGGAAGCAUGGCCAAGAUUCAGAAGGCCGUGGAGUAUUUCCAGGACAACAGCCCAGACAGCCCAGAGCUCAACAAAGUGAAGUUGCUGUUUGAGCGGGGCAAGGAGUCGCUGGAGUCCGAGUUCCGCAGCCUGAUGACCCGGCACAGCAAGGUGGUCUCCCCCGUGCUCAUCCUGGACCUGCUCAGUGGCGAGGACGAGCUGGAGGUCCAGGACGAGGUGCCCCUGGAGCACCUGCCCGAGGGCGCGCUGCAGGACGUCAUCCGCAUCUCCCGCUGGCUGGUGGAGUACGGGCGCAACCAGGAUUUCAUGAACGUCUACUACCAGAUUCGCUCCAGCCAGCUCGACCGCUCCAUCAAGGGCCUGAGGGAGCAUUUCCGGAAGAGCAGUUCUUCCUCUGGGGUCCCCUACUCUCCUGCUAUCCCCAACAAGAGGAAAGACACGCCCACCAAGAAGCCAGUCAAGCGGCCAGGGACGAUCCGUAAAGCUCAGAACCUUCUGAAACAGUAUUCCCAGCAUGGUCUAGAUGGGAAAAAGGGGGGCUCUAACCUCAUUCCCCUGGAAGGGAGAGACGACAUGCUGGACGUGGAGACGGACGCCUACAUCCACUGCAUCAGCGCCUUCGUCAAGCUGGCGCAGAGCGAGUACCAGCUGCUGACCGACGUCAUCCCUGAGCACCACCAGAAGAAGACCUUCGACUCCCUCAUACAGGACGCACUAGACGGGCUCACGCUGGAGGGGGAGAACAUCGCGUGCGCCGCCCGCAAGGCCGUCAUCCGGCACGACUUCUCCGCCGUGCUCACCGUCUUCCCCAUCCUGCGGCACCUCAAGCAGACCAAGCCCGAGUUCGACCAGGUGCUCCAGGGCACCGCCGCCAGCACCAAGAACAAGCUGCCCAGCCUCAUCGCCUCCAUGGAGACCGUGGGCGCCAAGGCGCUGGAGGACUUUGCGGACAACAUCAAGAACGACCCAGACAAGGAGUACAACAUGCCCAAGGACGGCACCGUGCACGAGCUCACAAGCAACGCCAUCCUCUUCCUGCAGCAGCUCCUAGACUUCCAGGAGACGGCGGGCGCCAUGCUGGCCUCCCAAGUUCUUGGGGACACAUACAAUAUUCCUUUAGACCCCCGAGAGACCAGCUCCUCCGCCACCAGCUACAGCUCGGAGUUCAGCAAGCGCCUCCUCAGCACCUACAUCUGUAAAGUCCUGGGCAACCUGCAGCUGAACUUGCUGAGCAAGUCCAAGGUGUACGAGGACCCGGCUCUGAGCGCCAUCUUCCUGCACAACAACUACAACUACAUCCUCAAGGCCCUGGAGAAGUCUGAGCUGAUCCAGCUGGUGGCCGUGACGCAGAAGACGGCCGAGCGCUCCUACCGGGAGCACAUCGAGCAGCAGAUCCAGACCUACCAGCGCAGCUGGAUAAAGGUGACGGACUAUAUCACGGAGAAGAACCUGCCCGUAUUCCAGCCGGGAGUCAAGCUCCGGGACAAGGAGAGGCAGAUGAUCAAGGAGCGGUUCAAGGGCUUCAACGAUGGCCUUGAAGAACUGUGCAAGAUCCAAAAGGCCUGGGCUAUUCCUGACACGGAGCAGAGGGACAAGAUUCGCCAGGCUCAGAAAAACAUCGUCAAGGAGACCUACGGGGCCUUUCUGCACAGGUACGGCAGCGUGCCCUUCACCAAGAACCCCGAGAAGUACAUCAAGUACCGCGUGGAGCAGGUGGGCGACAUGAUCGACCGCCUCUUCGACACCUCCGCCUGAGGUGCGCGCUCCCGCCGCCCGGCC
Molecule: messenger RNA, 2167 nt
Organism: Condylura cristata (star-nosed mole)
Lineage: Eukaryota; Metazoa; Chordata; Mammalia; Eulipotyphla; Talpidae
Gene: EXOC7
Product: exocyst complex component 7
Exons: 20
Coding region: 50-2143 (697 amino acids)
Biological process (GO): exocytosis
Cellular component (GO): exocyst
Molecular function (GO): phosphatidylinositol-4,5-bisphosphate binding
Source: RefSeq, a predicted model, not a curated record